Messenger RNA from Polychytrium aggregatum, 1006 nucleotides. RefSeq names its product thioredoxin-like protein. The record is from RefSeq and is a predicted model, not a curated record. NCBI's taxonomy places the organism in Eukaryota, Fungi, Chytridiomycota, Chytridiomycetes, Polychytriales. Gene Ontology annotation, cellular component: cytoplasm. Gene Ontology annotation, molecular function: thioredoxin peroxidase activity. The transcript is spliced from 2 exons. Bases 128 to 811 code for a protein of 227 amino acids. Gene Ontology annotation, biological process: cell redox homeostasis; cellular response to oxidative stress.
GGUCAUCCUCAAUGCUAGCCGUGGACACUCUUUCAAUAAAUAACGAUGCUCGAAAUGUUCGACCAGUUAUCCUCCAGCCACCGUAUCCCACAGGGUCUUGUCGAGCCUACCGGCGUCUAGCGCACCCAUGUCCACCAAAAGAAAGACCCGAUCCGCAACCAAGGCCGAGCAGGAGGCCAAGGACGAGAGCCCUGUGCCCAGCAAGACCGCCAGCAAGACCGCCAGCAAGACCGCCAGCAAGACUGCCAGCAAGACCGCCGCCGUCAAGGCUGCACCCGAGACCAGCGACGACGCCGUCGUUCUGCCGUCGGCCCGCAAGAAGGCCAAGGCUGAUGAGAAGCCGGCCAACACCGAGGCCAAGUCCAAAGCCGCUGUCGGCGCCCAGAUCCCCGACAACCUCCAUGUCCAUACCCACGACGGCUCCCCGGUGAAUGUCGCCGAGCUGUGCAAGGACCAGGGCAUCAUCAUCUUUUUCUAUCCCAAGGCAAACACCCCCGGCUGCACGAAGCAAGCCUGCGGCUUCCGAGAUGCUUUCAAGGACAUUGAGAGCCACGGCUUCCAGGUCUACGGCAUGAGCACCGACUCGCCCAAGAGCCUGCUCAACUGGAAAACCAAGUACGAUCUGCCCUAUGAUCUCCUCUCGGACCCCGUUCCUUCGCCGGCGCUCAAGUAUUUUGGCGUCUUCAAGGCACCCAGCAGCAGUAUCCGCUCGCAUGUGGUGAUUGCCAAGGGCGGCGAGAUCGUGUCUCUUGACAUCAAGGUCUCCCCGGCCGAGAGUGUCGAGAGGGCCCUCGAGGAGAUCAAAGCCUGAUCCAGACGGCUGGAGUCUUGAUAUUUGCGUGGCCGCUCGCUGACUUGCUCGCCGGCCCAGAUCGACGUCUGCGGGCUGCCGAGCAACGGUACGGCCCCGAUUUCGAUCUGCCCAGCAACAUACUCUGCCGGCUCAAUACAUUGUCUUGCUCUGCGAGUGUGAAUAGCGCCGCUUAGGCAGAGUGGUUUCUCAAGA